Molecule: messenger RNA, 2592 nt
Organism: Pyricularia pennisetigena
Lineage: Eukaryota; Fungi; Ascomycota; Sordariomycetes; Magnaporthales; Pyriculariaceae
Exons: 3
Coding region: 1-2592 (863 amino acids)
Biological process (GO): regulation of DNA-templated transcription
Molecular function (GO): DNA-binding transcription factor activity, RNA polymerase II-specific; zinc ion binding
Source: RefSeq, a predicted model, not a curated record
AUGACGUCCGUGGCAUCUUCAGGCACCUCGCCGAGGUCUGGCUAUGACUCACUACAUGGUGACUUCCUCGCCGACGAUGAGUCGUGGGCCUUUAUCGACCAAACCGCGGCCUCGAGCGCUGGCUCCGUGGGCUUCUUCCCCAGCCCGGAGUCCGGCAGCCUGCGGUCCUACGGCCUUGUUGCUCAUCAGAAUCAACUCCAACCGUCGCCGCCUGCGCCCUCGCCUCUGCAGCUGGAUCAGGAUGUCAUCCACCACCAGCAGCAACAUCGGCAGCAACAUCAGCAGCCGCAGCUUGCGGGCCACGUCUUCGGCAGCGAUGCCGGCAUGUUUUCAGAACAGCACCUGCCUCAAUCGUACCGAGACGACAGCGGCCCCGUGAUGGACCCCAAUUCGUUCCCUGAGCAUCCAAAUCUCAUCGAGCAGAUGACGCUCGCUGAUCAGCUGCCGUUUCUGUCCAAUAUCGACACUCUGAACGGCCAUCUUGGAACCCAGGGCAUUAUGGCGGGCAACUUUAUUCAGGCUCACUUUGACGGAACAAACGACCUUGUAUUUGGUGACCAUGAACCGAUACGUAAGUACAGCCUCAUGAUAAUGGAGUACGUCGAACCGGCCAACCCCCAACUGACGUGGGUAAACCCAGACUUUGAUUCGUAUGGAAAUCCCUUUCUCGGACUCGGCUCAGCUAGGGCUGUGCCGGGAACAGGAGUGCAGUCGCCCGCGAGCCUGGGCCAGCAUACAUCGCCUCACCAGUCGUCAUUGGGCAUACCAUCCACCAUGCAAUCCGACGCCAACGCUGCGCCGUGGGAUCCGUCGGCAGCUAUGCUGCCCAAGCAGGAUCAGGGUCAGGGCUUGUCCCUGGAGGACUUCAUGUCCUCGUCUUCUCCCGGGGCUCCCGCGACGCCGCUGUCAUCGCAGAGCCCCGCCCAGUCGGCCAGCCCCAUGUCGCCUGAAGUCAAGCAGGAACCUGGCACGACGAGAAGGAGUUCCGGGACGACAACGACGGCCCCAAAGACUAUCAGGAAGAUCAAGGGCGGCGCGCGGGUGGAGAAGAAGAAGUCUCCGUCCGAAACCGCCGUCAGCGGCAGUCUGAGCAGCAGCGCCGGGACUACAGCGUCCGGCUCGUACAAGUUCAUCACCAUGACCUCCACUGCGGCUGCCGCGCAGGCUGGCAAGCCUCACAUCUUUGAGUGUUUUGAGCGCAUGACGCAAAGGGGAAGAAAAGGUCCGCUGCCAAACGAGACCAAGAAGAACGCGCAGAUUGUUCGUCGGGUCGGAGCUUGCUUCUGUUGCCAUGCGCGCAAAGUCAAGUGCGAUGCGGAACGGCCGUGCAAGAACUGCAAAAAGUUGACGGUGCAGAUUCCCCAGAUUGUCUGCUGGCAGUUUGGAGACUUCUUGAAUAUCCUAUUUCCGGACCUCAUCAGGGGCCACUUUCGAAAGGACCAGAUGGCAAAGUUCAUCGCGGAUAACGUCAAGGAGUUCAAGAUUGGCGGCUCGGAAAGGCAAUGCACUGUCGAGCUCAGCUCGGGCACGCGGCUUGCCUCCAUCCUCAUUAUCCCCGCCAAGGCCUUCAGCCCCAAGGAUCCCGAUAUCCUGCAGCACUGGCGGCAGGACAACGAACAAGACGGCACGGUGCGGCUAUCGCACGGCGUCGCCGCGCCCAUCGGCCUCGAUGUGGAAGGCUCGGCCGGGGCCAGCGCUCAGAGGGAAGAGCUCCGCAAGAUUGCCAAGGAGUACAUCCAGUCCAUCAUCCGAGAGCCGUGCUUCGCCGACGAGAUGACUGCGUCGAUCCGCUCGACAGACCUCCCCGGCAAGGUCCUGCGCAUCGUCCAGACGUACGCCCUCCGGAGCCAGUCCGACAUGGUCAAGAGGGCCCUGAGCAUCUACACUAUCAACUACGUCAUGACGCGGCACUUGACCUUCACCCCGCGCGGGCUCAACAAGCUGGUGCGCAUGGGCCUUGUGUCGCCGCACCACGCCGUCCAGACCCCCCGGCUGCUCGCGCGCCAGUUCAAGGCCGUCCUGGACGAGAUCAACCUGCGCGAGAUGCAGCUCAUCUUUGAGUCCUUUUCAAAGUCGCUCAAACCAAAGGUCCGCAAGGAGUGGGCCCCCUGCCUGGCUGCGUUCUUGGUCCUGACCCUCUUCAUGGAGGAGGUUGAGGUCUCGCUCGACGUCUUUGGCACGUCGCAGAACGAGAUCAGCAGCCUCCGCGGGGAUCUGCACCCGUUCGACCGCAGGGAGAUUCUCGACAUCAACGCCGAGAUCGAAAACAUGCCCUUCAAGCAGUUUGCCUACCAGUUUCACCAGAUCUACCAGACGCACUCCAACGACGCUUCAGCCCGGCCCUUCAACCCCCUCGUCGACGAUGGCCUGCUCAAUGAGCAGUUCAUGGACCAGCCUGCCAUCGACAUGGUCAGGGGCUUGAGAGAGAUACUGUGGGGUAUGGACACUGAAGCCGAGUUGGACUUCCUUGCCGAGCUAGAUAGCGACGUUUCCCACCCGUACCCUUCGGAUCUGUCGUGCAGGUAUUCCGGAAGGCUGAUGGCAAGGUUCUUGCUGUCCUUCAAUAACAUCCAGCGUCUGCUAGUCCGUUAG